AUGAGCAACACAACACCUCUGGAAUUUAAACGCUACCGGGCUCCCAAAGCCCGGAAUGCUGACACCCCAAGAACCCAGGAUCUGUUAUUUGUUCCAUAUGUUGCUGCUGAUUCGGCAUCAUCAAGACCACCACCGACAUCUCUAAGGCCAGGUGAUGCAUCCAUCAGGCAACACCUGAUGGUCGAUUUUCACCGCCGAAAGCAACUCAAUCAACUGGAUAGAUCUGCAGCAGCAUUGGAGGAUGCCACUACCAGUUCGGGAUCAUCAAAGCCACCGCUGACACGACUAGGUCGCUUCAGAAUUGAGAGAAAGGAAGACAGUAGCUCGAAGAAACCCAAGGAGUUGAGGCCGAUUGUACCAAAGUUGGUCCAGGACCCAGUGAGCACGUUUCAAAGGGAUCCAUUCGUAAACUUCCCCGUGCCUGUAAACGAUGAAUUUCAUAGACUAUUUGGACACUGUAAGAUGCUCCGAGUCUUUCAGUCACUUCCAAUCCGUGAAGCUCCUGUCAGUCUAACCAAACUGUCCACAACGUAUCUAGACAUGACAGAACUCAACACCCAAGGCGCAAUCAACAAGUACGAGCGCGAAUUCCUCAACAUCGCACUGAACAAUUCGGCGUGUUUCCUGAUGCUGAUGACCACGCUGGUCCAGUUUCGACAGUCGCAGGGCGUGUCGUGCGACAAACAAUUUUGGUCGUACCGCGGCGCAGCGAUCUCGGCGCUGAAUGCACAGCUGUCUGACGCCGGCAGCUCGAUGGAUCAGUUGAUCUGCACUAUCAGUAUGCUUGCCUAUAUCGAUACACGAAAAUCCGACGCGCACGCUGACACAAGUCCGCGCGUUUUUGGGACGGGGGGUAUAGUUGCGAUGUCCGACGCUUCACAACGAGUCGGCGAAAUUUCAUCUUGCUGCGAUCGUGAACGGACUGAGUCGGAGGGGAAGAGAUACGCGGAAGCCCGAACUGUUCUGCAUGCUGUUGCGACUUUCGAACUGGUGAGUCAUGUCAGUCAAUUCUCCUUGAUCAUCCUGAGGCGUCCUCAAUAUCAUCUUGACUCAACCUUGCAUCUUUUCGUGAUUUCUAGGUGCCUCGUACAGCCGAUAAGUCCACCACUUCCAGAACAUCAGUCCUCAACACGAGGGAUCAACAACAGCAACACCUUCAAUUUUGAGCGCAGCUUUCCGACCCACCCACACCGCACCAUCGAUAUCCCGUCUUCGGAAUUCCACGACAUCCGAUUCCUCCUCCAAUCGAGAAUCGAAGAUCCGAACCGCCAACCCCACGACGACGACAUCAUGAGAUGUGCCAACGACGUGGAGUUCCAGGACUUUCUCUCUUCACGACUGAUGUAUGCGGCAUCGCGCUUGGGCACGCAGUCGGCGGACUAUGAUUCACAGGUCGCAAAUAUGAUGCAGUCGGUGUAUCUGGGCAAAAUCAUGUUCCUGUAUAUUGUUUCACCAGCGAUCACUCUGUCAGGCGUGUCGCCGUCGACGAUUGCCAUGUCGCUCAAAGCGAGUCUCGAGGAUGGAUUGGCGGCCUCGGAGACUGCGCCUGUGGGGUGGAACCAGGACUUGCUGUGCUGGGUGUUGAUGGUGGGCGCGGUCACGACGCAGGACGAUUCUCAUCGCCGCUGGUUCGUCAGGUGGGUCGCCGAGUUCUGCUCUGUCCACAGCAUCUAUGCGUUUGAGAGUCUGGCAGAGUUGCUGCAGAGAAUUGCUUGGGCGGAUGGGAAGUUCGCUCGCACAUGUCAACGGGUGUGGAGCGAGAUUGAACCUUUGAUUCGUCAAAUUUUCUGA
Molecule: messenger RNA, 1791 nt
Organism: Exophiala bonariae
Lineage: Eukaryota; Fungi; Ascomycota; Eurotiomycetes; Chaetothyriales; Herpotrichiellaceae
Exons: 3
Coding region: 1-1791 (596 amino acids)
Source: RefSeq, a predicted model, not a curated record